Molecule: messenger RNA, 3411 nt
Organism: Aureobasidium musti
Lineage: Eukaryota; Fungi; Ascomycota; Dothideomycetes; Dothideales; Saccotheciaceae
Source: the annotation of a GenBank genome assembly
AUGGCAGCUUCCUGUCAAGACUCGUCCAUCACUAUAACACAAGAUAUCAGCCAUGUUGACGACCCUCUUCUCACUGCCUUAGCGCAGAACGGCGCUCUGCGUCUUAGCUGCGACCGCGCGCUGGUCUCGUUGAUACGCCAUGGAUCACAGGCCAUCGCCGCAGAAGCUGGACAGUCAACUCUGCUGUGCGCCUUGAAUGACCACACUGCCUCUGCACAACUUUCUCAACACCAAGCCUUUCUGCAUCGUGUACAGUCCGCCGCCGUCUUCCAAAGCCCCGAGCCUUCGACGCACGAGUCCAACCAUGUUAUCGCCAACCACACCCGACACAUCAUUCCGGACUUGCAUGUCCUCGACUCUCACCAAGACAACGUGUCCACACAAGCCUCAUAUGCUGCUGUACCGAUCACAUCUACCACAGGUCAACUUCUGGGUGUCUUUUCUGCCAUCGACAGCAAAAUACGACACGACUUCUCGAACCCGCACACAUACACCGUCAUGUAUGACAUCGCCUGCGCUAUCUCGCGCCACCUUGAAUCACAACCCAACCAACCCGAGAGGGACCACGGCAGAAAAGCCAAGCUAGCUCUUGCGAGAUUUUUGGAGCACAACAGACCACAGCCUGCAAGUGGCCGAGGAGCACCCAGGCACCUGCCGAGUUUGAGCUUCACAGAUUCUCAAGGCCGCACCUCGAGUCCAGCCACUUCAUCUUCUCCCAAUAGUGUCUCGGUGGACAAAUUGAUGGAAGAUGCAGUUUACUCUGUUGAUGACACACCUUUGACAACUCCAGCAGAAGACUCUUCUAAAUCUGGCUUCUUCGAUCCGCUGCCAGAGCCUACCAUGACUUCAUCCUUCUUGGACCAAGACCACCCAAUGGAGUCACAUGGAGAAUGUUCGGAAUCAGAAACUCGACCCUUAGAUCAAACGCUGUCGAUUGCUAUCGAUCUCAUUCGCGCCGCUCAUGAUCUUGAAGGUCUGGUUUUGUUGAACGCCACUUUCAGCAGCGCUGAUGACAUGUUCCGAUCCACCGACGACAAGUCAACUCAGCUUUUGUCGUUUUGUGAGACACUCGAAACCUCUUUCGCCACAAGCCAUCACACAUCACCACCUAUACCUGUCGAGCAUGAAACGCUGGGUCAGCUCAUCUCAAAUUUUCCUCAAGGCUGUAUUCUGAAGCUCGACAAUUGUAACAUAUCAGUUCUCCUUUUGGAUACUUCAGGGUCUGGUCCGGCGGUGUACGAAAGAUUGGAUGACACUAUUGUUGUAGCUCCAGAUCUACAUUCGCUACUCCAAAAAUCUCAGUCUGUAGUAUUUAUGCCCGUGUGGGAUUCAGCACGACAGGCAUUCUAUGCUGCCAUGUUGGGUUGGCCUAGAGAUUCCUCGCGCACAUUCACAGAGCAAGACCUGCUCUCGUUGGCCAUCUAUGGCCGCAUUUUGACUGCAGAUAUUUCACGCNUUAGGUAUGAAUCUCAAAUCACACCUAACAGGACAUGCUUGUUGACUCUAAAACUUGCAGAUGCUAUUGACACAGAGGCAACAAAAUCUGAUUUUGUUUCUUCUCUCAGCCAUGAACUACGCUCACCAUUGCAUGGAUGCUUGGCUGCUGUCGAAGUUUUGCGCGACACCGAGCUUGACAAAGCACAAAUCGACCUUCUGGGAAUGAUCGAGUCUUGCGCAUCAACCCUGCUAUACACCAUGAAUCACCUCCUGGAUUACUCCAAGAUUAACGAUCUUGAUCGCAUACAACCCUCCGUUCGCAGACACUCCGUCGGGUCCAUGUCCACGGCACCAGACUUGCCUCGUAACAGAUUCGGCACGGUCGUUGAAGACUAUCUAUGUCGCGUGGUGCAGGAUGUUGUCGAGGGCAUAUCCUAUGGUCAUGACAGAGAGCAGGCUGCCUACGAAUCAGAUCUAAGCAAUUCGCCCCAAGAUCAAAUCUUGCACCCCGAUAGCAAUACUGUACCUGCGAGGAACAAAAACGUCGCCGUCUUUUUGUACAUGGAAAGUCAUGCAGCGUGGUUCUCGAUGGUCUCAGCCGGAGCCUGGAAGCGGCUGGUGAUGAACUUGUUCGGUAACUCGCUCAAGUUCUGUCCUCAUGGCCAUAUCGAGGUCACUCUCAGAAUGGUUCCGGAUCCGAAAAAUACUGACAAAAUGAUGGCCCAUCUCAUGGUCAGUGACACCGGUAUUGGCAUGAGUGAUAAGUUCGUGAAACAUUCCCUGUAUCGACCAUUUGUCCAGGAAAAUCCACUGGUUAGCGGAACCGGACUUGGGCUCAACAUUGUUAAGCAGAUCGUCGACGAUUUGCAAGGAACCAUCAGUGUUAAGAGCAUCCUGGGGUUAGGCACUCGAUUCGACGUUCUCAUUCCUGUGAUCGAGCGUGUGAAGAUUCCUGGUGAGAUUGUACUCGAUGGUGGUCAGAUGCUGGACCAAGAAGCAAACCUCAAAGGUCGCACAAUAUGUUUGCUCUCAUCUCCACGUACACCAAUCGAAGGCAUAGACGAAUCGCACGAGCGUACAAAUCAGAUCCACUCUUAUGUGAAAGACAUCGCAGAGAAGUGGUUCAACAUGAAGAUAGUGUACGCGGAGAUGACGGAAGAGGUUGAUGCAGACAUUCGCAUCGCCGAGGCCUCUGACUAUGGCAUCUAUGCUUGUUCUGCAGGUGAGAGCCUACGAAAGGCCAAUACACACCGCACGAUCUUGGUUGGAAACCAACGACAGUUGGUGCAGACUCGAGAGCAAUGUCCCCAUGACUUUGUCGAAUUGAACUACCCUCUUGGGCCACGAGCUCUCGCUCGCGCGCUUCAUGCCGCCUUGAUGAUGCCAACUGAUCGAGUCGAUCGGAUCGACACUACGCCUGCCUUAUCGAGCCCUCGAGAUCAAACAAAUGUGAACACACAAACCGAACUCGUCAAUUCAGAGACGACGAUCGACUCUACCGGACCCCUCAUAAAGGAAACCAACCUCGACUCCAUCCAAACAGAACACCUCCUACUCGUCGACGACAACGCCAUCAACCUAAAACUUCUCUCCACCUUUAUGAAANAGCUGUCCAUCGACGCCCACACAGCAGUGGACGGCGAAGACGCUUUCAACACCUACAAAACCUUCUCCUCAACUCAACCCUUCACCACUAUCUUGAUGGACAUUUCGAUGCCCAAAAUGAAUGGCUUUGAGUCAUCCCGCGCCAUCCGCGAUUUUGAGGCCAAGAACAAGCUUCCUCGGUCGAGGAUCAUUGCUCUGACAGCACUUGGUUCCGAAGCUUCGAGGANNCGAGAAGCAGAGGCUAGUGGCAUUGAUGACUUCCAGAUGAAGCCUGUUGCACUCAAGACACUCAAAAGUCUAUUCAAAAGCGCUCCUCCUAUCAAGGUUGACACGCCUCAAGAGGCCUUCGUUGGCAAAGAUGUGAAUUGA